AUGUGCAGGAAUCCUAAUCUUCAAUGUGACUUUCGUGAGCCUCUUCCUAUUCAGCACACCUAUCAUCAGCUUGGAGAUGUUAACAUUGCUGGCAUUAUUUCUGCAAUUGUGAUAUUUUCUGACCCCAUUGAUUUCAGUCAACAUCCUUCCCAAGCAUUUCAUGAUGGACUUAUGAUAGUUUUUCAGAAUUACCAGCAUAUCCUGGCUUUAGUGUUUACUGUAAAAGAGAUCAAUGAAAAUCCCCAGAUCCUACUCAAUGUCACGCUGGGCUUCCAUAUUUUUAACAGUAACUAUAGUCCCAGCUGGACUUACUUCGCCUCAAUGAAUCUACCUUUCUCUCAGGGCAAAUUCAUCCCUAACUACAAGUCUGGGAUCACAAAUACCUUGGCUGCUGUUAUUGGGGCACCUGACAUCUCUCUUCACAUGGCAACUGUACUGGGAAUUUACAAAGUUCCUCAGUUGACCUAUGGUUCUGCUCCAGUCAUAGAUAAAGAGACUCAAGCAGUUUUCUUCCAACAAAUGUUUCCAAAUGAAUCCCACCAACGUAAGGGCCUCCUCCAUUUAUUGCUGUAUUUUAGAUGGAUCUGGAUUGGAAUUCUUGUAGUAAAGGAUGAGAAAGGAGAGAAAUUUCUCCAGGAGGUACUCCCCAUAUUUUCUGAGCAUGGCAUCUGCACUGAAUUCAUAGCAGAGUUACCAAAUGGAGCUUUUUACAGCGAUUUUGAUGAAACCGUAGAUGAAGUGCUACAUAUAUACCAUGUUCUCAUGAACAGCACAGCCAAUGUGAUAAUUUUAUAUGGUGAAAUUGAGUCUUUAUUAGUUCUGAGAACUAUUCUCCGGUUUUCAGAAGUGGAUGAUAUACCAAAGAAGAAUAAGAUUUGGCUUACAACUGCUCAAACAGAUUAUACUUCAAUUUCCUUACAUAAAUCUUGGGAUAUCCAUUUCCUACAUGGUGCUUUAUCCUUUGCUGUUCACAAAAAGGAAAUCCAAAACUUCCAGGAAUUCCUUCAAAAUCUAAAUCCAAGCAACAAUCAAAAUGAUCAUUUUAGGAAAGAUUUCUGGGAACAGGCAUUCAGUUGUUUUUUCUCAAACUCAAAAAUGGAGGCGUCUCAGAAAAAAUGCACUGGACAGGAAAAGCUUGAAACCCUUCCUACAUCUGUGUUUGAAACAAGCAUGAGUAGCCAGAGUUACAAUAUUUACAACGCAGUCUAUGCUGUGGCACAUGCUUUGCAAUCUCUCUCUCUAUCCGAAUCUAGAGAAACAACAAUGAUGAAAGAAAGGAAGAAACAUUUUCACAAUCAUGUGUGGUGGCAGGAGAUGUCAGCCCACCAGCCUCAUCCUCUCUGUUUCAAUGCUUGCUUGCCCUGCUGCUUCAAGGACAUUUCUCAACUGCAGGCUUCAUGGGAACUCUUUACCCUCCUGGUAGUGCUGCUCUUGGCUGCCCUACUGGGCUGCUCCUGCCUGGCAUGGCGUGAGUCGUCCCAGAUCUAUGAUGUUCAGAGUGCCCUCCUGCUGCCAGUUCAUUCUUUUCUGAGAAGUGUCAGAUUCAACAAUAGUGUUGGUGAAAAGAUCUCCUUUGAUACAAAUGGAGAAUUCAUUGGUGGAUUUGAUAUUAUCAACUGGAUCACAUUCCCAAACCAGUCAUUUGCGAGGGUCAAAGUUGGAGUGAUAGAUCCCACAGUUCCAGCAGACAAGUUCUUCAUUAUUUCUGUAGAUUCCAUCACAUGGCCAGUAGGCUUUAACCAGAUAUUACCUUUAUCUUUGUGUAAUGCUCCUUGUGAGACAGGAUACAGGAAGGCCAAGAAAGAAGGGAAGAUGUUUUGUUGCUAUGAUUGCCAUCUAUGUCCAGAGGGGAAAAUAUCAAAGCAGAAGGACGUAGAUGAUUGCUCUCCAUGUCCAGAAGAUCAAUACCCAAAUCCCAGGAAAAAUAUGUGCAUUCCAAAGCGGAUCACCUUUUUGUCCUAUCAAGAACCUUUGGGGAUCAGUCUGACUGUUCUUUCUCUUUGCUUUUCUUUAAUGACAACUUUGGUAAUCACAGUAUUCAUGAAACAUAAAGAUACUCCCAUCGUCAAAGCCAACAACCGGAAUCUCACUUAUACACUUCUAUUUUCUCUUCUCCUCACUUUCCUUUGUGUCUUUCUAUUUGUUGGGAGGCCCAAUACGAUUGUGUGUCUCCUUCGACAACCAGCAUUUGGUCUUAUCUUUUCUGUGGCAGUUUCUUGUGUCUUGGCCAAAACGUUUGUUGUGGUUCUAGCCUUCAUGGCCACCAAACCUGGUUCUAGAUUGAGGAAAUGGGUGGGAGGAAGGAUGGUCAGUUUCAUUCUUCUAUCCUGCUCCCUUAUUCAAAUAUGUGUUUGCGCUUUGUGGCUGAUAACUUCCCCACCAUACCCAGAUUUUGAUACGCAGUCAAUGUCUGAAGAAGUCAUCCUGGAAUGCAAUGAAGACUCGGUCAUGUUCUACUGUGUUUUGGGUUUUAUGGGUUUUCUUGCUCUGCUUAGCUUUUCUGCUGCUUUUCUAGCUAGGAAUUUACCUGACAGUUUCAAUGAAGCUAAAUUGAUCACCUUCAGCAUGUUGGUCUUCUGCAGUGUUUGGUUGUGUUUUAUUCCAACCUAUCUAAGCACAAGGGGAAAAUAUAUGUUGGCUGUGGAGAUCUUCUCCAUGAUCUCCUCCAGUGCUGGCUUAUUAGUGUGUAUUUUUCUUCCCAAGUGUUUUAUCAUUGUGAUGAGACCUGAGCUGAAUGAUAAACACCAGCUCAUGAAGAGAAAGUUUUAA
This is a messenger RNA of Ahaetulla prasina, 2769 nucleotides long. Its product is annotated as vomeronasal type-2 receptor 26-like. Gene Ontology annotation, molecular function: G protein-coupled receptor activity. Gene Ontology annotation, biological process: G protein-coupled receptor signaling pathway. The record is from RefSeq and is a predicted model, not a curated record. Lineage: Eukaryota; Metazoa; Chordata; Lepidosauria; Squamata; Colubridae. The coding region runs from base 1 to 2769 and encodes 922 amino acids. The transcript is spliced from 7 exons. Gene Ontology annotation, cellular component: membrane.